AUGAUGAUGUCAUCCACACUUCAAAAUAUAAAAUGUUUUACACAUAAAUUGGAAAUCUCUACAAUCAAUCUUAGUAAAUCAGUUAUGAAUGAAAAUAAAUAUUUUUUGUACAAAAUGCUCAAUAGGGAAAAUAAAUUCUAAUAAUAUGGCCUUAGUCAAUGA
Messenger RNA from Paramecium pentaurelia, 162 nucleotides. The record is from the annotation of a GenBank genome assembly. NCBI's taxonomy places the organism in Eukaryota, Ciliophora, Oligohymenophorea, Peniculida, Parameciidae.